UUUCUUUCUUUUUUCAUUUUUUGUUUGCUUGCCAACCUUUCCAACCCCGUCUGGCCGAUCUCGCUGCCGAGCGCCCCAGGCCCCAGCCCCCUCGCUCCGGCGCUCGUCUUCCUCCUCGCGCGAGCGCCGCCACCCCUCCCUCCCCAUCCCGCUGCCGGGCGCCGGAACCCCCUAUCUCGUCUUCCUCCUCGCGCGAGCGACUCCACCGCAGGUGCAUCAUGAGGUAGCAACCAAUGAAGCAAUGAUUCUUGCUUCCGACCUGCUGAACUUAAUUACCACCUCGUUGCAUUCGCCAGAUCGAUGUUACCCAGCGGGCAUCCUUCAGGCCCCUCAUACUCCUCCAAGUCUGUGGCUGGGGCUGCUGUUGGUGCUGAUCCAGUGACGUUUGCCGCUGACACGCCCUCGCUGGAGUGCCAAGAUCACGCAGAUCUUAUCCCACCGUGCCCCAAGUUCUCCAUAAGAGAUUAUGUUUUGGAUUCGAGGAGCAAAGGCAUCAAGAGAAGUUGGCCUUUCCAUCCAGAGUCAUUGGAGCUUUGCUUGAAUUGUGAUGUUAAGGAUGUACUGCCUCCAUUUGAGCCUCCUGGUUUGAUUCGAUCAAGGUUUUCGUAUACUUGCAUACACUUUGAGCAAUCUGCUGUGUGCUCAGAAGUCGACGCUUCUGCUGGUUUAGUGAAGAUUAAAGAUGCAAGUUCUUCACAUGUGAAUACAACUGCUAUCAACUUCCAGUCAUGUCGAUCGGUAGACGAGUCACUUGGUCUAUCUCAAUACACACCAAAGGAGGAGGGGAAGACUGCUACUGAAGAAGGUAGAAAUACAAAUGAACCAAGCCAUACUACUGAGUUUAUACAAGCAGAUCAGCAAGAUAAAUUUUGCACCAAAGCAAUGCGACGAAUAGGGGUUGCCGUACCCUCUUGUCGGUUGAAAAAUCUUGGCUCAUCACAUGAGACUUCAGAAAAGAAGUGCAACUUGAUAGUCAGGUCAGGUUCUGUGACAAAUAUUCGUCAGAGAAAAGAUGUAUCCUCCAACUCUAGCUCAGUUUCUGACCCAAAGGCUUGGAAAACCUGUCCUGUUUGUAAAGUGUUUUCUUCCACAUCGAACACCACUUUGAAUGCACACAUAGAUCAGUGCCUUUAUGCGGAGUCUAAUACUGAGCUAGUAGUAGAGACAGUUAUUGUGAAGCCAAAAGUGAAGCAGAGGAAGAAGCAAUUGAUGGUGGAAAUUUACAAGACAGCCCUCCCGUACACUCUCGAAGACCUUGAUCGGAGGAAUGGGACUAACUGGGCUAUUGAAUGGUCUUUGCGAACCUCUAACAAGGAGGUUUGCACUAAGAAACGAAGCCCGGAAGUGGUGCCAUUUGAGGCAAGAGAUGAUGAAAGAGAUCGAGAUGUCUAUGUUGAUUCAAAUGGCAUAAAAAUCAGAAUUUUAUCCAAGUGUAGUGAUGCACCUUUGGUAUUCAGGGAUAAACUUAGUUUAAAGAAAGUUGCAAAGCACGAGACUGGAAAGAGUAUAUCGAUGACCAAGACGUUCUUGGAAUCUAAAACUUUUAGGAAUGAAAAGUUCAAGGUACAUGGAAAGAAGUUCAACAGACUAAACCAUUUUAAUUCCCAGGAUCAAGCAUACCCAGAUGGAGAUAUGCACGAUUACACCUCUGAGGAGGAACCUGCCAUGCAUACAAGGAAACCUGCUGAAAGCACCAGUUGUGGUGGUUUGGAAACUAUAAAGCAACGGGUGUGCUCUAAACGUGUGGAUAUUGCUAAGAAUUUUAGCAGAAAGCUUGAUAGUAAAGCAUCAGAUAGUACACAGGCAUUUUCUCCAAAGUCACCAGAAGAGAUGGCCAUCACUUUGGAAGCUAGUGAUGAUGAUCGGGGAAAUGGUUCUUCGAAAUUACUCGGAUCAAUUCCUAGAUGGUCAUCAAAUAACCUCUCAUCCAGCAGUGUUAUGCCAAAAGUACCUAGAUCAGCUGCUGCUCUUGCAAAGCGGAAAAUUAAGGAGAUUGGAAGAAGAGAAGCUUAUACGUCUGACAAUUAUGAUAAAGCGAGGAAUUCCACCUUGCUGAAAAGCUCUGGAGUUCAUCGUCUUUCCAUCUCCAAUACAAGACCGAGUUAUGACCCAAAUAGGGUAGCCUCUACUUCCAAGGUGUUACGGAAGCACAGAUCUGUACCGAGGGCUCGCAAGCGUGAAUUUUCACCAUUUAUUAGUGGGUUAGUUCAUGGUUUUGGUCAACAGCAUGAACUUGAUCACAGACAUGUCAAUAAGAAGUUUGGUGUAACUAAUAAUGACACCCCUAAGAAGGUUGUAAAGCGUAGUCAAGAAGAUACUGCAGAUAAUGGCGUCUCUUACGGAAUUGAUGUGUCAGCAUUGGGGCAAGGGAAUGAUCAAUAUGAUGUGGCACAGCAAACAACAGAUACCAAUAUGGAUUUUGAAGGUGAAGAACCUGCAACUCGAGUGCAAUAUGCUUCAGCCUCCAGAAAUACCCACGAGGACUGUUGCAGUGUAAUAAGUAGUGGUUCUUUGAGCCCUGAAAAUAGCAAUACAGAUGACGACGUUUUGGCCAAAGGUAAUGUAGCAAGGGAGGAUCCAUGCUCCACUGAGCAAUCAACACAUCAUACUCAUGUAUCCAACAUUGUUGCUAAUAAUGAGAUGGGGGAGCGGCAAACAAAUGCAGCUUCAACUAAGGAAUCUAGUGCCUCCUUCACUAAUAACAGGGACAUGGCUAUCACAACUCCUCAGGAUAACUCGUCAAUAACAUCGAACAGAGACGACUUUAAUCAAGAUCACGGCUUUUUGGCAUUUGACCGGGACUUAUCUGACUCUCCUAUUUCAAUUGCCUCGACUAUGCCUCCUCCCAUUGCUUUGAAGGACUCGAGCAUUAAAGAGUCGGAACCAGGUCCAUCGACUGUAGAUGUUAGGACUAUUCAGGAGAACAUGUCUGGGAGCUCAAAUAAAGAAACAAAGUCGAUGCCUCUUGCAAGAGAAGGUGAACAUUUGCCCAACGAGAAGCACUAUUGUUGCUCAUGUCAGGCAAGCAUCUCUAGGGAGUCUCAGGCACACCAUGAAACUUCAACAGCCAGAUCAUUGACUUUUACUAAAGAGCAGGUUCCACAAUUGGACAUUGGUUUGCGGGCAUCAUCAUCUUUCAGAUCAUACCAAAGAACCGGCAGGAAGGCAAACCCUUGCUUAGAUUUGCAUGAUCAGCCAUCAGCUAGCAAAGUUUCAACUGAAUCUACCAUGUGCUUCCCAUCUGACACGGCAAAUUAUAUCAGACCAUCAUUACAAACUCCGACUCCUUCACCACCAAGUCCUAUGUUGAGACUGAUGGGCAAGAACUUGAUGGUGAUGAACAGCCAGGAGAGCGGGCAUCCUCAAGCACCAAGUUCAGAGUACGCGCCGAGAGGGAAUUACAUGGCACCUGUUGGUUUCAUGUCUCCAAACUACCAACAUAGUGAUUCUGCAUUUAUAAACAGAACUCCAGCAAUAACGAGUCACCAAAUUCCUAUUCCAAGUGUUCAAGCUGGCAACUUUGUUGGGCCUCCAUUUCACGGUGGUUCCAUGGUGCAAUUUAAUCAUCAAUCUCUGCAGAAACCAUACAGAAAUGUUGCUCCUGUCAUGCACCACCCUGCCUACAUGAUGAAUGAAGUUAUGAUGAUGAAGGACUCUCCUGUAUUCAGAAGUGGGCCUCAAGUCGGUUUGCUUCUUCCCACUGGAACCUAUCCUGCAUCAAUCUCAGUUCCAAACACUACAGCGCCAAGGCCAUUUUACUGCCUUCCAUCGCCAAUCCAGAUUUUGCCAAAAGGGAGUGUUGAUGGAUCUAUGCCUGUAUUCACAAACAUUAACCCAGUCAUUGGUGUUAGCACCGUGAGUCAAAGCAAGCAAGUCAGAUAUAGACAAUCCUUACAUCUCACAUCCUCUCUUGUCCAGUCACCAGAAGGUUACAUAAACCCGCCUGUCUACUAUUUGCAGAAUUUACCGCAACAACUCAGUAACCCAAAUGACCAAUAGAACUCCAUUUGGCAUUUUGGUCAUCACCGCCAAACUGGGGGAAAUGAGAGCUUUGUGAUGGGUCUAAAAUACUGAGAUUAGUGAACCUGUCUAGAUUAUCUGACUCUCAACAGGAUUUUUCACAUAGGUUUGCUUUGUUUGGUUGUCUUUUCAGGUAAGCAUGUUUGUGUUUGAAGUAUUUUGUUACAUUCUGCAAAGUUGCAGUAGAUUAUAUAGUAUGGUAUUGUCCAAUAGUGAUAAAGGAUAUAUUUACUAUUUUUCAAAGAAACUAAUAAUAUUGUACAUUCUAGCAAGUUAUUCUUUUCUUUCUGA
Molecule: messenger RNA, 4311 nt
Organism: Brachypodium distachyon (stiff brome)
Lineage: Eukaryota; Viridiplantae; Streptophyta; Magnoliopsida; Poales; Poaceae
Exons: 4
Coding region: 301-3999 (1232 amino acids)
Source: RefSeq, a predicted model, not a curated record